Rodentolepis nana is the source of this 420-nucleotide messenger RNA. The record is from the annotation of a GenBank genome assembly. Lineage: Eukaryota; Metazoa; Platyhelminthes; Cestoda; Cyclophyllidea; Hymenolepididae.
UUGCUUCCCAGUAUCUCUGGCUUUCCGUCCUUGUCUUUAGAGUGGGACACCGAAUCAGGUGGGUCUUCUCCAUUUCCUCUUGAUGAACACCGAAUCAGGAUCUCUGGCUUUCCGUCGUUGUCUUUAGGACUGGACACCGAAUCAGGUGCCCUAUCGUUGUCUUUAGGGCUGGACACCGAAUCAGGGGGGGCUGUCCUUGUCUUUAGAGCUGGACACCGAAUCAGGUGGGUCUGCGUUGUCUUUAGAGCUGGACACCGAAUCAGGUUACAUAGGGGUGGGUCUUCUCCGUUUCCUCCUGUAGGUCACAUAGACAGGUGGGACUUCUCCAUUUCCUCCUGUUUCACAUCAGGUGGGUCUUCUCCAUUUCCUCCUGUAGGUUACAGAUCAGAUGGGUCUUCUCCAUUUCCUCAUGUUACAUAG